This is a messenger RNA of Passer montanus (Eurasian tree sparrow), 1490 nucleotides long. It is a transcript of the gene RPL6, whose product is annotated as ribosomal protein L6. The transcript has 7 exons. Gene Ontology annotation, cellular component: ribosome. Lineage: Eukaryota; Metazoa; Chordata; Aves; Passeriformes; Passeridae. Gene Ontology annotation, molecular function: structural constituent of ribosome. Bases 16 to 1446 code for a protein of 476 amino acids. The record is from RefSeq and is a predicted model, not a curated record. Gene Ontology annotation, biological process: translation.
UCCUCCCUCGGCUCCAUGGGGACACGCACUGAGCCCCCCCAAACCGGGGGCACCGGGGCAGCUCCCGGUGGAUGCGAGAGACUCGAAUCCACCCGAGCCAGCCAGCCCCGGAGGCUCCGCGGGGAACGGGCGGGGAGCGGGCUGCGGGAGCGGGGAGCGGGCUGCGGGAGCGGGGACAGGGAUCCGGGAGCGGGGACAGGGAGCCGGGAGCGGGGACAGGGAGCCGGGAGCGGGGACAUCCCCCAGGAACGGGCGGGGUGGGGGCUCCGGGAGGGGACAAUCCCCCGGGAACAGAGGGAGCGGGCUCCGGGAGCGGGGACAUCCCCCGGGAGCGGGCGCGGUGGGCGCUGCCGGGGCUCCAGCCCGCCCUCAGGGAGCAGCCCCGGCCCCGCACCGCCGGCAGCGGAAGCCGGGGUCCCCCUCGCUGGUGACCCGGGGCUGCCCCGGGCGGCGCGGACCGUCCCGGACUACGAGUCCCAUGGUGCCCCGCGCGGCGCGCUGACGUCACACGCCGCGCUGUCCUUAGCCCGCGCACCCGGAUGUGAGUCCCUUUUGCUCCCCCGGAAGAUGGCGGGCGAGAAGGCGCCGGAGAAGAAGCCAGCUGAGAAGAAGCCGGCCAAGAAGAAGGCAGGGGACAAGAAGCCAGCGGAGCAGAAGCCAAGCCAGAAAGCUGCAGGGGACAAGAAGAAGAGGGUGAAGAAGUACCAUGCCAGCCGUAACCCCGUGCUGGCCCGGGGCAUCGGGAGGUAUUCCCGCUCUGCCAUGUACGCCAGGAAAGCCCUGUACAAGCGCAAGUACACGGCCCCAGAGACAAAGAUAGAGAAGAAGAAGAAGGAGAUGCCCCGUGCCACCAUCACUAAGCCAGUGGGUGGAGACAAGAAUGGAGGCAGCCGGGUGGUUAAGAUCCGGAAGAUGCCCAGGUACUACCCCACGGAGGACGUUCCCCGGAAGCUGCUGAGCCAUGGCAAGAAGCCCUUCUGCGAGCACAAGCGGCGCCUGCGCGCCUCCAUCACCCCCGGCACGGUGCUGAUCCUGCUCACCGGCCGGCACCGCGGCAAGCGUGUUGUGUUCCUGAAGCAGCUUGAUACUGGCCUUCUGCUUGUUACAGGCCCCCUGGCUGUGAACCGUGUCCCUCUGCGCAGGGCCCACCAGAAAUUUGUUAUUGCCACAUCCACAAAGGUGGAUCUCACUGGGGUGAAAAUUCCCAAGCAUCUCACGGAUUCCUACUUCAAGAAGAAGAGGCUGAGGAAGCCCAAGCACCAGGAAGGAGAGAUCUUUGACACUGAGAAAGAAAAAUAUGAGCUGACGGAGCAGCGCAAGACAGACCAGAAGGCCGUGGAUUCCCAGAUCCUGGCACGCAUCAAGAAGGUGCCUCAGCUCCGGGGCUACCUGCGCUCCACCUUCUCUCUCUCAAAUGGAGUUUAUCCUCACAAAUUGGUGUUCUGAGCCUUCUGCAAGCACCACAUUAAACUCCAAGGGAAAAAAGCAAG